Molecule: messenger RNA, 1877 nt
Organism: Belonocnema kinseyi
Lineage: Eukaryota; Metazoa; Arthropoda; Insecta; Hymenoptera; Cynipidae
Exons: 3
Coding region: 104-1855 (583 amino acids)
Cellular component (GO): nucleus
Molecular function (GO): DNA binding
Source: RefSeq, a predicted model, not a curated record
AGUCAUUUCGAGGUAAAGUCAAUUUUCUGUUGUGCUUCUAAAGAAUAUAAGCGAACUUUUUGUGAAAUCGCUGGUGGUCGAGUUCUUGGAAGAUUAUAAAAACAUGGAGAAGGGAAGUUUUGGUGCAUUGAAUCCGAAACGGCGACAGUGGAAAUCAGCAGAUUUAAUAAAGGCCAUAGCAGCAGUCAAGAAUGGAAAGAUGGGUUAUUUGAAGGCCGCAAAAACAUUCCAAGUUCCAAAAGGAACAGUAGAGAGGCAUGCUAAAAUGGAUGAAUCGCAAUCGAAUGCUAUCCUCUCAAAAAGACUAGGUCGACCGCCAGUUUUGAGCGAGGAACUUGAAAAUAAACUUGUACAGUAUGCACUCACAAUGGAGUCAAAGUUUUAUAGAUUGACAAGGAGAGAUCUUGAAUACAUGGCACAUCAAUUAGCCGAGGCAAAUAAUGUGCCAAAUCCAUUCCGGGAUCAAAAGGCAGGCAAAAAUUGGUUUUACGGUUUUAUGAGACGCCACAGUGAUAAACUGUCACUGCGUAAACCAACGGGCACAUCAUUUGCUCGUGCCUACGAUUUCACUCGACUAAAUGUUGAAACAUUUUAUGAUAAUUUAGAGAAUGUAUAUGAAAAGCAUCGAUUUACUCCUGAUAGAAUUUUGAACGUAGACGAAACUGAAAUUGCAAUUGUUCAAACAAAAACACCCAAGAUUUUAACAUUAAAAGACAAGAGACAGAUAGGUGCUUUAACUGUCCCUGAAAGAGGAAAACUGAUGACUGUCGUCAUUGCCAUGACUGCAGCGGGACAAUUUGUUCCUCCUCUGAUGAUAUUUCCUCAUAAGUUGAUGAAUCCCCAGCUCAUGAGAGGAGCUCCAGCCGGUGCGAUUGGCGCUGUACACCCGUCUGGAUGGAUUCAGACUAACUUGUUCACGCAGUGGUUCAAACACAUGAUCAACACUCUCCAGCCAUCUGCAGAGUCGCCUCUCCUAGUGGUAAUGGAUGGCCAUAAUUCCCACACUAGGAAUGUGGAUGUAAUCGAACUGGCGUUGAAGCAUCACGUCGUUAUACUAACGAUUCCGCCACAUUCAAGCCACAAACUUCAACCUCUCGACAAAACGUUCAUAGGGGCUUUGAAAGCGAACUACAGCGAAGAAAUUCGACUUUGGAAUCGACGCCACACUCGUCCUCUCGCAGUCUUCGACGUCGCUGAGCUUUUUAAUAACGCUUACGUUAAAGUGCAAAGGGCCUCAGUCGCAAUCAACGGAUUUCGCGAAACUGGGAUAUACCCUUUUAAUAGGCACAUUUUCACGGACGCAGACUUCAUUGAAGAAGUUAAUCAGGUUGGAGAAACAGACUUUCAUCAACAGCUCAUUGUUUCUGUUCAACAAGAAACUGACGGAGAAACAGUCAAACCUGAAGUCAUAGAAUCAAAAGAAAUGGAAAAUCCACCACCCCUACCAUCAUCAUCUAUGAUUGUUACGCAGGAUUAUCCUGAUCAAUUAGUAGCUGACGCUGAACAAAAGAAAAUAUCUGAUGUCAAGGUAUCAGCAAAACGAGGCCGAAAGAGGAAAUCCUCUGGGGACGAGGUAGCGAGGACUCUGACCACCAGCCGUCGACGAGGUCGUGGUCAUCCACGUUCUACUUCUUCAGACAAACGAAUGGAAACUUCUGAUUUGAGUGACCUUGAAGAAACAGAGGAGUUAAAGAAGCAUCCGGAUCCGAGAGACGAGUGCCUUUUCUGUGAGGCAAUGUACGAAGAUCAAAUAAAGGAGCCCUGGGUACAAUGCAUCUCCUGCUUCAGCUGGGCACACUCUGGGUGCGUGGGGGAAAUCAGUUACAAAUGGGUUUGUGACUACUGCAAAAACUAAAUAUAUAUAAACAACAGUAAAU